UAAUUAACACUGAAGAGGACUCAUGUCAUGAUUUCGAAAACGUGCCGUUAAUAAAGAAAAUUCCAUGCUGAUGUGUAUUGUUCAACAACCUACAGUGAUGGAGUGAUGGAGAUGGAUAUCACUAUGAAAACCUACAUUAGAUUGACGUAUUGAACAUCAUUUAAAAAAUCCAGUUCACAAAAAUCAAAUGGGACAGAACGGAAUCAAUAGCCUGCACAAUACGGCUAUUUCGGUUUUAAUGUUUGAUAUCUGGAGACGGAUGUCGGAUUUAGGACGUAGACUGCUUCUUAUUUUGGUUUGGUGGCUGUAUAGAUAGAAAAUCCGGAUUCGCAUAGACUGCCAAAAAUGGGGGUAUGUAUCGAACUCGAAAGUAGAUUUGAAGGUGGAGUCUGAAGUAAUGAAGUAAUGAUUCUUAUUCACUUGAAGAUAGACUGCGUUGUCAAAAAUGGAAACUUAUGGUCUUGCAUCAUUGUAUCUCGAGCCGUUGGGAAGUAGUGCUCAAAGGAUCUCCAAACUUCGAAGGUGUCGCAUUGCUUCAAUCAACGUGCCGUUUGUUGGUUGUAAACUAUGGAAUUUGAGUGUUCUGAGCAUCCUGAUCCUAACAGUAUUCAACAUACUAUUGAUGCUGCGCCUCUUGAACACAGAAUGCACCAGUAUUUCCUCGGAGCCCGCUCCCAAACCUCAAGUUCCUUUACCUCCGCUUAUUCUUGAAAAUCUCUUGCCUUCGAAUACCUCACCCAUAUUCAAUGUUGAUCCCAGGCUAGGCAGGUGGGAUGCGAGGCACUUGUUCAAAAUGAUCGAUCACGCCCUCGUCGGCAGCAACUUCAUCGAACUCUCAACCAAAAACUCAGUGUGCCUUGCGACGCAGUCGUCUUUGGAAAAACUCCACUCUUUGGUCCAAGUGGCCCAUCACUGGAGUGGACCAAUAUCAGUAGCAUUGUUUGCAGCAGGAGAUGAAGAAUUUUCAUUAUUGCAAGGUUACAUUGAUUUUUUACGCCGAUGUUAUGUUCCAGUAAGAGAAAGGAUAAGCUUCCAUUUAGCCUUUCCUAAAGAAAAAAUUCCUACUAGUACUUAUUAUGUAGAAAAGACUACUCAAUUGGACUGUCUGGGACCUGAAGCUUCUCUUGGUCAAAUGCUCAAAUUACGGUCUCCGGAUAUCGUGAGAUGGAGAAUUAGGAACCGUUAUCCACAGAAUCAUAUGAGGAAUUUGGCGAGACGGAACUGCCAAACAUCCCACGUUUUUUUAACUGACAUAGAUAUUAUUCCAAGUACAAAUCUAGCAGAAGCUCUAGAUUUGUUUAUUAAGACUGAAACGUGUAAGGGUGGAAAGUGUGCAUAUGUUAUUCCCACUUACGAGCUGGAUGAGAGAGUACCUUUUCCAAGAAAUAAAACUGAACUUAUAAGGCUUACAGGGAGAGGUUUGGCGAGACCUUUCCACCAUAAAGUGUUCAUAUAUAAUCAGUUUGCUACUAACUUUUCUCGCUGGGAACAAGAUAUACAGAAUCAUGCUGUGCACAUCAGUCACAGCGUAACCAACUUUGAAUUUCUUUAUGAGCCGUUUUAUGUAGCACCUGACAUUGUGCCACCGCACGAUGAAAGAUUUCUAGGAUAUGGCUUUACAAGAAACACCCAGGUGUAUGAAAUGUAUGUAGCAGGGUAUGAAUUCUUUGUGUUAUCGCCUGUUUUCACUAUCCAUUGGGGUCUUCAGAAUCGGAAAGGUCGUCCUUCAUGGAGGGAGAGACAAAACACAAACAACAGAAGGAAUUUCGAUCAGUUCAAAAGAGAAGUAUUUGCACGUUACCAUAAAGAUCCAUUAAAUAUGAUACUCCCUCAUGCCAAAGAUAGCUCAAAUGUUAAAGCUUAAAAUAAAUAACUAAUAUUUAAUAGCAUAAGCCACCAAGGGAACAUUAUAAUGUCAUGAAUGGGAUUAUAAAUUCCCAUAAAUAACUUAAUAGUUGAUUAUACGAAUAUAUAUAUAUAGUUAUGGUGAAAAUAGUAAGAGCAUUUAAUGUAUUUUUUAUGUGUCUGUACUGCUGGUAGGUUAUUUGGCCUUAUUUUGUGUUUGAAUUGCUGCUGGGUUAUUUGGUGUUAUUUUAUGUCUUUACUGCAGCUAGGUUAUUUGGUGUUAUUUUAUGUCUUUCCUGCUGAUGGGUUAUUUGGUGUUAUUUUAUGUCUUUCCUGCUGCUAGGUUAUUUUGUGUUAUUUUAUGUCUUUCCUGCUGAUGGGUUAUUUGGUGUUAUUUUAUGUCUUUACUGCUGAUGGGUUAUUUGGUGUUAUUUUAUGUUUUUACUGGUGCUGGGUUAUUUGGUCUUAUUUUAUGUGUCUGUACUGCUGCUAGGUUAUUCAUUUGCUGUGUGUUAAGUAAGUUUUUGCAUUUAAUUCUUCCAAGUCAAGUUUUUUUUUUCAAUUAAUAAUGAGACAUGUUUUUUGAAUUUCGCUUUUUAGGUUAUAUAAAUGCUCUGGGGUUCAGGUGUGUUUCUAUAAUACUUUUCUACUUUUCACCCAUUUGGCCUUAAACAUUUGCAGCACACCAAGCUGCCAAAAUUGUAGAUCCACCAGACAAUGGCUUAAGAAUUGUAUUCCACGACAGAGGCAAGCUAAAAAGUUCAAUAAAGGACCAUCGCAACUGCCCUGAACCCUUUUGCGACAUACCAAACUGCCAAAAACGUAGAUCCAUUAGAUAACAGGUUUGUCAGGCAUAUCUAAUCCUGUAUCAGGCAACACUUUUGCCAAUUUUGGUGUGAGUUCUUUAAUCAUGAGUUUACUGUGUCUUGCACCUCUGGAUUUCCUCCACUUAUAAUUUUUUUUAUUUUUUUAUUUGGUGGAGUGUGAGAUGGAGGAGCCUUGCAGACCCUCUGGCCAUUUGGUCUGCUUGUUUAUUACCAAAAAUUCUUUUUAAAAAAAAGAUUAGCUUAGGAGGUUUUAAAUGCAUUCACUGACUAUUUUGGAUGUGAGCUUUUUAGUUGAUAAUGAUUUUAGGGUCGCUUGGCUGUCUGUUCGUACAAGGAUUUUUGUCAGUGUAACCUCUUGUAAGAGUUUCUACAGCAUGUUGUUAGCAGGUAUUUCAGCUUGAAAGAUAAAUUUAUGCUGAAAUAAUGAGUUUGAAAAACACAAAAUAUAGCUAAUCCAGUAUAGGCGGAUAUAAUUAUAUAUGAUCUUCUUUCCCUUUGUUAGUCUGUUAAAACUUUAGGGUGUUUUAAAGGAUGUUCCACGAUCAUAAAGUCAGUUCUUAUUUCUAAAAAUGGGUGUCUGAUUUUAUUUAUGUAAUGCCUUCUCUUGCAACCUGAAGAGUCUCUUAUUGUUUUUUUACCAUAACUGUAUAUGCAAGAAUGUAUUUUAUAUAUACACACAUAUAAAAAUAAUAAUAAAAAUUACAUUUUAGCCUAAAUGAAAACCCUAUUGGUUGUAAUACACAUGUCUUCCUUUUUGGUGAAAAAACGUAGUUUAAUAACAGAUACUAAUGUGAUCUUUAAAAAAACAGGACUGUAUUGAUAUUUUCUAUGGACUAUUUUACCACAAUAAAUUUUUAUUGUACUAAAUAAAUUGUAAUGUAAUAGUGUACAUUUGAUAUUUAUACAAAUAGUAUAUGCAUUAAAAAUAACCAAAAUUGAUAUAAUCACUGACUCUAUUUUCAUAUCACAAACCUCUAACAAAAUUCAAAUUAUAGAUUAAACUUUUUUUAUU
Molecule: messenger RNA, 3684 nt
Organism: Cimex lectularius (bed bug)
Lineage: Eukaryota; Metazoa; Arthropoda; Insecta; Hemiptera; Cimicidae
Product: beta-1,4-glucuronyltransferase 1
Exons: 8
Coding region: 446-1864 (472 amino acids)
Molecular function (GO): glucuronosyltransferase activity
Source: RefSeq, a predicted model, not a curated record